Vigna radiata var. radiata (mung bean) is the source of this 1656-nucleotide messenger RNA. RefSeq lists its product as uncharacterized. The transcript has a single exon. NCBI's taxonomy places the organism in Eukaryota, Viridiplantae, Streptophyta, Magnoliopsida, Fabales, Fabaceae. Gene Ontology annotation, molecular function: protein binding. Bases 231 to 1526 code for a protein of 431 amino acids. The record is from RefSeq and is a predicted model, not a curated record.
CGGCCCUUAUUUAAUUCACGGGCACACCAACUUAAUAUCUCUACGUCAAUCUACUUCUCUAUGGUUGUCAUUGCAUACUUUCGAGGCCAACCAAACCAAAAUCUCCGCCUGACACUUCUUUCUCCUCAUCAUCCACGCUGCAUGCUAAAAGAUUUUUGCUUUUAUAUAAUAUAUAUACACACACAGACACAUGCAUAUACCGUAGGACUCCGUCAAGACACAAAUUAAAGAUGUCCACCAUGAACUUCUUCCUAUCUGCUUUAUUGCUUCACUCUUUCAUGGCUACUGUGUUGGGAAAAGAAGCAUCGCAUAUUAUCAUGCACAAUGGCGGAGGCUAUCCUUAUGCUUCUCCCCCUCCUCCGAUGUGUCCCCCGCCUCCACCCCCACCUCCUCCCCCGAAGUGUCAGACAAGGUUGGAGAAUGGCCGCCGAACUCUGGUGGGCUUCACUGGUUCAGUGGACCGAAACAAAUACAUCGGUGACUGGAGGGGUGAUGACCCUUGCAAAUUCAACGGGAUACGAUGUGCAGAAUAUCCAGACCCGGAAAAGCAGCGAGCAAUUGCGGGAAUAGACCUGAACGGAGCUGGGCUGUCUGGGAAAAACCGCACACCUCUGCUCCUGUCGGGGCUCUUGGACAAGAUACCAGAGCUGACGUUCUUCCACGUGAACUCCAACAACUUCACCGGUGCCAUCCCAAGUGAAAUAACCCAGUACAAAUAUUUCUUCGAGUUGGACCUAAGUAACAACAAGCUGAAGGGCGAGUUUCCAAAGGAAGUUCUCCAGUCCUCGCAGCUGGUUUUCCUUGACCUCAGGUUCAACCUUCUCUACGGCCCCAUACCUCCGCAGCUCUUCUACCUCAAAUAUCUCGAUGUCAUUUUCAUCAACAACAAUCAAUUCACUGGCAGUCUCCCCGAUGCCUUUGCCUCCACCCCGGCAAGGUACCUCACUUUUGCCAACAACCAACUCACCGGUCCAAUCCCCCCCUCCGUCGGAGCUUCCAAAAACCUCGUCGAAGUCCUCUUCUUGGGCAACCACUUCCAGGGAUGCUUGCCCUACCAGAUUGGCCUCCUCCGCAAGGCCACCGUCUUUGACGUCAGCAAAAACAAUUUGACCGGUCCCAUCCCACGCUCCUUCGGCUGCCUGGAGAGCAUCCGGUACCUCAACUUGGAGUGCAACCAGUUCUACGGUGAAGUUCCGGAAACGGUGUGUCAGCUCCCAGGGCUCCGCGACAGAGGCAACUUCUCAUUAUCGAACAACUAUUUCACUCAGGUUGGCCCUGCAUGCAGGAAGCUGAUCGAGUGCAAUGUGCUGGACGUGAGCAACAACUGCAUCCUUGGCCUUCCCAAUCAAAGGCCCCAUGGCGAAUGCUCCCACUUCUUCUCCAACCUCAAGCCCUGCCCCAAUCCAAAGUCUCUCAAUUACGUACCCUGCAAAAAGUACGAUCCCAGCAGCCACACCCACACCACCACCUCCACUCCUCCUGCUCCUCUCUCUUACAACUCUCUCGAUCCCCGUCUUCAUCGCUAGCUUACCAUCGCACCUACUACAACUGCAUGCUUUACUAGGCAUCAACUGUAUCUAUCUAUGUAUCAUUACCUAUGUCUCUCUGUUUCUCAUCUCUAUUCACUAAUGAAUAAGCAGUUUGUUUGUUUGUCUG